CCCGCCGCCGGUGUUUACAAACAGGCAAUGGCGAGACACGAAGGCCUUCCCGACAGGUCCUCGAGCCGAUUCUUGGACAUUUCUCGGCCGGGAAGACCCUCGUCGCCCCCACACAAGGACAUGGAGUUCCUGAGGGCGCUGAAGAAGGACGUGGUGGUGGCGAGGGAGCAGUGUUACCUCCGGGGACUCCUGCAGACGACCAAGUGGUUGAGUGAGCUCCUUUACUGUGUCCGCGAUGUGAAGUUGGAUGAGGCCAUCCCCUCAUCAUACUCCUACUAUGAUCAGUUAGGAGACGAGCUAGACCACUAUCAUCUGGCAAAGUCUUAUUUUGAUCUGAAAGAAUAUGACAGAUGUGCCUACUUUACCGAAGACUGUACAACAGAUUUGGGGAAGUUCCUGCACUUAUAUUCGCAGUACCUUUCCGGAGAGAAGAAAAAGAACGAGGACAUUGUCGACCCAUUGGUCACCAACGACCAGCACAAAGGAGCAUACCUGAAGGACCUACACACAGAACUCUCAAAGAUGUACAACCAGCACACAUCUGCACCAGAAUCUAGCGAGGGUGAGAUGGAUGCCUGGUUGCUGUGGUUGUAUGGGGUAGUCCUCAAGCGCCUGGACCUCACAAGACAAGCAGUGGAGGUCUUGUGCCAGGCACUCCACCUCGAGCCCUUGCAUUGGGGUGCGUGGCUGGAGCUGGCUGCCCUUAUCACCGACAGAGAAAUGUUGAGCACUCUGAAACUCCCAGACCACUGGAUGCGCAAGUUAUUCCUUGCACACACGUACCUAGAGCUGCAACUGAAUGAUGAGGCUCUGGAGAUCUACACCGGCCUGCAAGAAGCUGGUCUCUCCCACUCCACAUAUAUCAUGGCUCAGGUAGCCAUCACGCACCACAAUCAGAGAGAGGUCGACCAAGCUGUGGCGAUCUUCAACGAGCUAGAGUCCCUCGACCCAUUCCGUCUGAACAACCUAGACACAUACUCGAACUUGCUUUAUGUCAAAGAAAUGCGGGUGGAGCUGUCACACUUGGCACACAGAGUAGUGCAGGUGGAUAAGUACCGGGUGGAAACAUGUUGCGUCAUAGGCAACUACUACAGUUUACGCUCACAGCACGAGAAGGCCGUACAGUAUUUCCAGAGAGCACUUCGCCUUAACCCUCACUACCUAGCUGCCUGGACACUCAUGGGGCACGAAUACAUGGAGAUGAAGAACACAAGCGCAGCAAUCCAGUGCUAUCGACAGGCUAUAGAUGUUAACAGAAGAGACUACAGAGCAUGGUAUGGCCUUGGUCAGACCUAUGAAAUCCUUAAACUUCCUGCCUACUGCCUCUACUAUUUCAAACAGGCCCAGAAACUACGCCCCAACGACUCAAGGAUGCUCGUCGCCCUCGGGGAGAGCUAUGAGAAGCUGGAGAAGACGGAGGAGGCCAAGAAGUGCUUCCUAAAGGCCCACAGUGUAGGAGACAUUGAGGGCAUUGCGUUGAUGCGGCUGGCGAAGCUGUACAGUCGCCUAGGGGAGGGAGAGCAAGCGGCUGUCCUCUAUGAGCGUUACCUGCAAGAGACGGAGGAUGCAGACCGGUGCGAGGACAGAGGCCAGGUGUACCAAUUCCUGACGAGUCAUUACCUGCAGAAGAACAUGCUUGACCUUGCCUAUGACUAUGCCCAGAAGUGCACUCUGUUUAUGGAGACACGAGAAAGUGGGAAGACCAUGCUGAGGGAAAUUGCCAACAGAAGACAACACAUAGAACAGAAUACACAGGACGACUGUGGGAGUGUGCUUGUGAGCCGAGUGAGGCCGAGAGUCAGUCACGGGGGAGAUCGCUCAGCAGCCACCAGAUUGCCGCCGCUCAACCUCACCUACACGCCAUUGAUGCAAACAAAAGCAAGCAAGAAGGCAACAAAAUGUCCCUUCGUUGUAUUUUUCCGACUUUCCCUCUUUCAUCCAUCAAUCACUCUUUCAUCGUGGUUUCGUCAUUUCAUUGAUACCAGUGUGUAUUUGGUUGGCAAGGUAAAAGUUUCAUGCUUACUAAAUUGAACUCUUUAUGUGUAUUAAAUACAUAUUAUAAUUAUAAUGAUUAUUAUUAUUUUCUUUUUAUCCCAGCUUUUGGGAGGUUAAUAUAGUUCUUCUCUUCUACAUUGAUUAUUGGUUUUGUAAUAAGGAAGUAAAUGAGAAUAGUUGCAAGUUUGAUAAUAGUUAAGAUUUACAUGAAUGUUGUUAUAAAUAUGACGUUGUUUGUAUGAUUGCAUAAACCUGUUUUGUUUAUUUUUUAAACUUUAAUCUUUUUUUAUUUAUCUUGUCAUAACCUUACAUUUGUCUAUUAUUAUUGCAAUAGUUAACUUUACAUAGCCUCUAUUGCAGUAUAAGAUUUCAUAUAUUGUUUUUAUAAUUAAAACUGUAAUAAAAGAUGAACAAAACUAGUUUCUAAAAAAUCCUCGAUAAUUGUAAGGAAAAACAAGUAAAUAUAAUAUGUAGAACAAGCUCAUCAAUUAAGAAUAAUAUUUUUAUAAAAGGUACCUUCGUGACAAAGCAUAAAUAAUUCAAAACAUUUUCUUACAUGAUCAGGAAUAUAAAAAAUACCACUUUUUUUUUUUUAUCAUUAACAGUUUAUUGAGUAGCCUACCAUCAUCAUCAUCAAUUAUCAUCAUCACUAAUACAGAUCACUCUGGACUCGAGAUACAGGAUUUAUAUCAUCACAGCUUAUUAACUACACUAAGUCAUUUGUGGGCUGUUCUACAACCUGGAUGAGUUUGUCACACGUCAUUAAUCUUAAUGGGGGGGAAGAAGCAUUGGGGGGGGUUAUGUCUAGGAUGAUCUGCAUAUAAAUGAUAGUGAAUGGCAAAAAAAAAAAAAAAAAAUAGAUAUAA
Penaeus indicus is the source of this 2861-nucleotide messenger RNA. Its product is annotated as cell division cycle protein 23 homolog. Gene Ontology annotation, cellular component: anaphase-promoting complex. The coding region runs from base 28 to 2031 and encodes 667 amino acids. Gene Ontology annotation, biological process: positive regulation of mitotic metaphase/anaphase transition; protein ubiquitination; anaphase-promoting complex-dependent catabolic process. Lineage: Eukaryota; Metazoa; Arthropoda; Malacostraca; Decapoda; Penaeidae. The record is from RefSeq and is a predicted model, not a curated record. Gene Ontology annotation, molecular function: protein binding. The transcript is spliced from 13 exons.